AUGGCCACACCAAGCGCCUCCUAUGAGCAAAUUGCGAUGUUGGUCAAAUCGAUGACGAAUUUCUCGGCGACUCGCUUGGAGACGGCUCGGGAGGAGGAGCAAGCCCGUUUAGCCGAUCAAAAGCUAGCCGAGCUCGCGAAACAAAUGGCAAAUGAGGGACGGAUUAAAGAGCUUCAUGACGCUUUCAUCGCCGCUCGCAACUCGCUCGACGCACUGCCGACUGCUCGGGCUAGCAAAAUUGUUCGCACACUCGUCGACGCUUGUCUCAACGCGAAAGGCCAAUCUUUCAAUGAAAAGGAAGCGCUUUGUGUGGAGAGCAUUGAAUGGGCAAAAGGCGCAUCUCUCCUGUAUCUCUCGCGUUCACUGCGCUCUCGUCUCGUCCGCCUCUACAAUGAUAUCGGCAAGAAUGUGGAGGCCAGCAAAAUUGCUGUUGAAUUGGCGAAAGAAUUGCGCAAAGUCGACGACAAGGAGCUUAGCAUUGAGGUGGCUUUGGAGGAAAGUCGCGCUGCGUUUAUGCUCAACAAUUUCAGCAAGGCAAAAACGGCUCUCGCUACUGCCCGCACCGCUUCACAUGGCUUUUACACAUCCGCCACAAUGCAAGCACAAUUAGACCUUCACUCGGGCAUCUUGUACGCGACCGAAGACAAAGACUAUAAGACGGCCUACUCUUACUUUUUCGAGGCUUUUGAGGGAUUCGUGCAGAUCGGUGACAAAGAGCGUGCCACUCAGGCUCUCAAAUACAUGUGCUUGGUGAAAGUGAUGCUCAACGAGUCCGACCAGAUUCGCUCGCUUCUUGACUCGGAAGCUUGUCAGCCUUACGUCAAAGAGAAGCACAUUUUGGCAAUGCGUGAAUUAGCCGUGGCUUUCAAGGAGCGCUCGCUGGCUCGCUUCCAAAAGUGUCUCGAAACAUAUCCAUCCGAGCUGAACGACGAUCAUGUGGUGAAAGGACACUCGUCGAAAUUGCACGAGACCAUGCUUGAAAAGGAAAUCUCGCGAAUUGUCGAGCCUUACGCCGCCAUCGACAUCAAGCAUAUUUGCGAAAAAGUGAAUUUGCCCUUGGAUCGAAUCGAGAAAAAGCUGGGGAUGAUGAUUUUGGAUCAAACGCUUCGAGGAGUUAUCAAUCAGCAAGCCGGUUGUCUCUCGAUCAUGUCACCUCCACCAAGCGAGGACGUCUAUUUGAAGGCCAGCGAUCUCGUUCGGGCUCUUGGAAAGGUUAUUGAUGCUUGUCAACAGAGCUCGACGAUGCUUUUUAAA
Mesorhabditis belari is the source of this 1254-nucleotide messenger RNA. The record is from the annotation of a GenBank genome assembly. NCBI's taxonomy places the organism in Eukaryota, Metazoa, Nematoda, Chromadorea, Rhabditida, Rhabditidae.